CGGCGCCUAUACGGCGAUUACCGCGGGCGCAUCGAGAAGGCGCUGAAUGACGCAGACGAGCUACGCUGGUGGAGCCACAGCAGCCAGGGGGCGUUCCAGGCGGACCGGACGGGCGGCCUCCAGCCGUGCCGACUCUGCCGGGCGUCCCUGGAGACCGCGACGCACCUCCUCACCCAGUGCGAGGAAGCCGCCGACCUCCUGGCAGCCUGGGCCGCCGCAGCUCCGCCGCAGCCAGACCAGCGGGCGCGCUGGCUCCUCGGGGGUGGCCCGCCCGAGAAGGCCGUGGAGGCGACACUCGCCAUCCGCAGCCUCGAGCAGCGGUGCCG
Prorocentrum cordatum is the source of this 326-nucleotide messenger RNA. NCBI's taxonomy places the organism in Eukaryota, Dinophyceae, Prorocentrales, Prorocentraceae. The record is from the annotation of a GenBank genome assembly.